AAUAUCUCGCGGAGACUUGCGCGCUCGGCUCACACAAACAACACUCCGAUAGAUCCAGCGCCACCGGACGCACGCACGCACGCUGAGAUCGAUGGCCACCGACGCCACGGCGCCGCACGCGCUCCUCCUCCCCUACCCGGCCCAGGGCCACGUUAUCCCUUUCAUGGAGCUCGCCCACCGCCUCCUCGACCGGGGCUUCGCCGUCACCUUCGUCAACACCGAGUUCAACCACCGCCGCGUCGUGGAAGCCGCCGCUGGCGCGCCGGCUGCUGAAGGCGGGCGGCGCCUGCGGCUGGUGGGGGUCCCUGACGGGAUGGACGACGGCGAGGACCGCGACAACCUGGUCCGGCUCAAUGCCACCAUGCCGGAGACCAUGCCGCCGCGGCUGGAGGCGCUUCUCGACGGCGGCGGAGGGAGCGCUGGCGGCGAGGGCCUGGGCAGGGUGACGUGCGUCGUGGUCGACGCCGGCAUGUCGUGGGCGCUGGACGCGGCCAAGCGGCGGGGGCUCCCCACGGCUGCGCUCUGGGCGGCGUCGGCGGCCGUGCUCGCCGUGAUCGUGGGCGCCAAGAACCUCAUUCGCGAUGGCGUCAUCGAUGACGACGGAGCUCCGGUUAAGCUGGACAGCAGCGACUCGUUCCGGCUGGCCGAGUCCAUGGCGCCAAUGGAUGCGACCUUCCUCGCCUGGAACUACAUGGGCAACCGCGACGCGGAGCGCAUGGUCUUCCACUACCUCACCACCACCGCCUGGGCCGCCGUCGCCAACGCAGACGUCCUCCUCUGCAACACCUUCUCCGACCUCGAGCCGGACAUCUUCACCCACCACUCCCCCGCCUCCAUCCUCCCCAUCGGUCCACUCCGCAGAUGGCAGCGCCGCUCAACAAGCGGCGAGGCGCCGGUCGUCGGGCACUUCUGGCGCACCGACGACGAGACCUGCCUGUCCUUCCUCGACGCGCAGCCCCACGGCUCCGUCGUGUACGUUGCGUUCGGUAGCUUGACUGUCAUGAGCCCCGCGCAGCUCCAGGAGCUUGCGCUUGCUCUGGGAACAUCUGGCCGCCCGUUCUUGUGGGUCUUCAGGCCGGGGCUGGCAGGCAAGCUUCCGACAGCGCUCACGGACCAAGUGGCGCAACAUGGGCGGGGGAAACUUGUGGAGUGGGCACCACAGGAGCGUGUGCUCGCACACCCGGCAGUCGGGUGCUUUCUGACGCAUUGUGGGUGGAACUCGACACUGGAGGGCAUCCGCAACGGCGUGCCGCUGCUCUGCUGGCCUUACUUCACCGACCAGUUCACCAACCAGACAUACAUCUGUGACAUCUGGGGGGUGGGAGUAAGGAUGGCACCCAUUGACAGGCAAGGCAUUGUGACCAAGGAGGAGAUCAUGGAGAGAUUGGAGAGCCUGCUGGGUGAUGGUGGUGUCAAGGAAAGGGUGAGUAAGUUGAAGGAGCUGGCGGAGAGGAGCAUGAGUGGAGAGGGACAGUCGUUGAAGAAUCUCAACGUCUUCAUGGAGUUUGUGAGAAAGUGAACAUUACAUUACAGCAUGGUUUUGUUAGACUGAAGAUGCAGUGUUUGAGUUGGCACUGAGGCACGCACACAUACACUGACACAAACCAACCAAACGGACGAUACAUCAGCACAUCACAGUAUCACACAAGCAGGGAAGUUCACAGGCAUUAUAUGCCCCGUGCACGUGAAGAGAGCAACUGAGAUGGAUCAUUGAUUUCAUUGCUAGCGAGCGAACGUAGAAUUAGCUUCGCGGGAUAUAUGCACUGCUCAUACGUUGUUCAUUUGAUCAUACCCUGUCCCGGUCAAAUCCACCAUCACGACGAGCAUCCACGAGCACACCCUGUCCCCCUCCAUCGCUUCAGGAGCGCCGCCGCAACAUGGAGCCCGAAUCACCGCCAUCUUCUUCAAGGUCGAGCAGCCCCACGCUCCGCAGUUCGGCACUGUUGCGUGCCCCCACACCCCCUCUCCUCCCUCUUCUUGCUUUCUACGCUGUCCGUCCGAGCUCCCUGCCUAUCGGAGUGCCGGCAAUGCCAGCGAAUCGAGCGCGGCCCUGGCGCGAUGCCACCCAGCGCAGCGCUGUUCCCACGACGCUGUCGGCAAGCGGAUUGAUCGCCGUCAUGUGACUGUGUGAGUCCAUCCCCCGCCGUCAGCUUACUGAAGAAAUCCCACUCGAUAUUGGGUGCUGCAAAGCUUCAAGUGGCUGUGUUAUAUGCGUCUACGUGAUACUAAUUCUUUGUAUCUUAUGAAAAUUUCGAUUGUAUAGUAUCACUGAACUUUUGUGCAGCAAGAACUGAAGGACCUGUACUUACCUGCUGAAUUAGGAUCUGCCAAUAAGCAUGCAACAAACUAUUUUUUUCCAAACUUAACUGUAAGUGACACAAGUACGCAUAGUGGAAUCUCUGUUCCAGUGGAGCAGCUGAGCAAGUGUUUCCUCCACUGUUUGUGCAGCUUCUGUCUUGUUACAGAAAGUGAACUUAAAUACUAGAUAAGUCUUCGGUUCCAUCACAAAACACUAUGAAUUGCACCUAAGAGAGAGAAGCAGGAUGGGGUAUAAUGUGUAUAAAUCAUGAAGAACUUCCAAGUGAACUUAAAGAUGCAUCAAUAUUUUUUUUGGGCAAGCAACAACAUGAUUGAUCUUAUUUUUGCAGGUCGGCACAGUCAAAGUUGUAUGUAUAUAGACUUGUGCUUGUGGUGGAGGGCUCAAGUGGAGCACAAGUAAAUUGGUAUGAAUUAUUUUUGUUUGUAUAUAACUUUUUAUUUGAAUAAAUUAUAUAAACUUUUGAUUUAGCUUAAACAACUGUGAUUUGGACCUCACGUGAUACAAUUAGCAAGUUUACGAAUCUGAAUGUGCAGUGUGAAAGUUUAGGGAUCGAAAUAACACCCUAACCUAAGGUCAAGAACUGGCGGUGUAUUUUACUCCUAGAGAAAUGCAGGAAGCAUCAUCUGCGUGAUUGGAAGAAGUGGAGGGUGGAAGCUGGAAGUGCACGAGUGCAGAGUCCUGCAUGGCAAACAGGGGUAUUUGCCUGUAAGAUCUUGUGCUCCAUUAAUUGCUAAGAAUAAGAUCAAUUAUCGACUAA
Messenger RNA from Panicum hallii, 3077 nucleotides. Its product is annotated as UDP-glycosyltransferase 83A1-like. The transcript is spliced from 2 exons. Gene Ontology annotation, molecular function: UDP-glycosyltransferase activity. NCBI's taxonomy places the organism in Eukaryota, Viridiplantae, Streptophyta, Magnoliopsida, Poales, Poaceae. The record is from RefSeq and is a predicted model, not a curated record. The coding region runs from base 92 to 1519 and encodes 475 amino acids.